AUGACGGUCUGCGGGCUGAGGGAUGAAGGGCUCCCUUUGACUUUAAUUAUAUUCCCUGUCCUAUUUGCCAUCUCAGAAGUGAAGAGUGAGGUAUCUAUGAAGCUCUGAGGGCUAGAGUUCAUAAAAGCCAAUGUCUGCAUCUGUGCUAGUUCCAGGUGGAGAAGGCACCUGGAAGGGAUACCAAGAGCUCAAGAAAAGGAUCUGAGUGAGGAAAUGACCUCCAGCCCCCUAAUGAGCCUGUUUCAGAGGGAAGCACAGCACAACCCCCCUCCACCCCCAGCAAAGGUGGAUUCCUCAGGGGAGGAAAUUUUCUAUGGACAGCUGCCCACUGAAGGACCUUAGGGCUCAAAGCAGCAUUGGGUGAUGUCGAGACAAGACUUGGGAAGUGUGGGCUGCCUGGCCUGCUGUUCCAUGCCCGAUUUGCUGGCUCUUUGUUAA
Messenger RNA from Mustela lutreola (European mink), 438 nucleotides. RefSeq names its product insulin like 5 (gene INSL5). The record is from RefSeq and is a predicted model, not a curated record. NCBI's taxonomy places the organism in Eukaryota, Metazoa, Chordata, Mammalia, Carnivora, Mustelidae. Gene Ontology annotation, biological process: positive regulation of feeding behavior.